UUGUGCCCUGGCAGAGCCACCAUGAGCCAGCGCUGCAGGAGAUCCUCUGGUCUCUGGAAGAUCGUGGUGUGGGAUGAGGCUUUCUUCCAGGGCAAGAAGCACGAGUUCACUGCCGACUGCUACAGCACCCCCGAGCACGGCUUCAGCACCGUCCGCUCCUGCAAGAUCGAGAGUGGGGCAUGGGCAGGCUUCGAGCACAGCGGCUUCCAGGGGCAGCAGUUCGUGCUGGAACGCGGCGAGUACCCGUGCUGGGAGGCGUGGAGUGGCAGCAACGCCUACCACGUGGAGAGGAUGUGCUCCUUCCGCCCCAUCGCCUGCGCCGACCACGGGCACAGCAGGCUGAUGCUCUUCGAGCAGGAGAACUUCCAGGGCAAGCGGGGGGAGCUGAGCGACGAUUGCCCCUCGCUGCCCGCCCUGGGCUGGGGCAGCAGCUCCGUGGGCUCCUUCCUCGUCUGCUCCGGAGCGUGGGUCUGCUCCCAGUACCCGGGCUACCGCGGCUUCCAGUACCUCCUGGAGAGCGACAGCCCCACGGGCGAGUACAAGCACGUUCGGGAGUGGGGGUCCCACGCCCAGACGGGGCAGGUCCAGUCCAUCCGCAGGGUGCAGCAGUGA
Dryobates pubescens (Downy woodpecker) is the source of this 612-nucleotide messenger RNA. It is a transcript of the gene CRYBA4, whose product is annotated as crystallin beta A4. Gene Ontology annotation, molecular function: structural constituent of eye lens. Bases 22 to 612 code for a protein of 196 amino acids. Lineage: Eukaryota; Metazoa; Chordata; Aves; Piciformes; Picidae. The transcript has 5 exons. Gene Ontology annotation, biological process: visual perception; lens development in camera-type eye. The record is from RefSeq and is a predicted model, not a curated record.